UGAAAACGCCACAAAAAGGAAAAUCAAAAUCCCCAAUUUUUUGUUACCCGCUCAUUACUCCCUCUUCUUCUCAUCUCCGUCCCGCCCUAAAUCCCCCAAAUAACUCUCAAAAUUUGCCCCCAAAUUUCCCAUUUCCAGCAACACCAAGUCAAUACACCUACACCAUUCACACUUCUUUUUCCUUUUCAUUUCUUCAAAGGUAGUAGUAGAAAGGGGAGUUAUAGGAAAUCUGGUCGAGAUUCGGCUGAGAAGAAAGAGCCAAUGACACCUAGAAGUGAUAGGCCUACAAGGGAAACGAAAGUAGUAGAAAGGUAUUCAACUCCUUCUGUUGCAAGGUCUUCCUCGUUUAAGAAAAAAGAACACCCUUUCAGUUUCAGUUUGAGGUUGGGCGGUUGCAAGGAACUGAUGUCAGGCAUGGAGGUCGCCAAAGAUCAAGAACUAGUAGACGGAACUGUUGCACAGGAAUCUGGAAAAUCCAUGCCGUCAUCUCAACAGAAGGUAUUAAUUCAAGCCCUCCGUCCCAAAUUGCAGGAGUUGAGAAGGAAAGAGGAUGCAAUAGCACGAGGUGACCGAGAUUCCGUUUAACAAUUUUCUUUAUUGCUGGAACAAGUCUUAACCAAGAUCAAGAUCAAAGUACCUCACUAAGUUAUAUAUGCAGGCAUUGCAAUACUUUGGCUUCAUCUAAAGCUUGAACCAGCCCUCUGUUGUAUAUUGUUUCUUCUUAUUUUAUGAUCUUUUUCCUUUGAUUAAUGAGAUGUGAUGAUGAUUUGGCAUUAUUUUCUCAUCAGCAUGAAUUAUGUUUUAGAAAUUCUAAUACUUUGUGUGUCUCUGUGUGUGUGUGUUUUUUAUGUAUUAAAUUACAUAUUGAAUCAAUUUUUAUGUAUUAAAUUUAAAUUCAUUAAUUUUUAUAUUUAGUUUUGAAGUUUAAA
Gossypium arboreum is the source of this 929-nucleotide messenger RNA. RefSeq lists its product as uncharacterized. The record is from RefSeq and is a predicted model, not a curated record. Lineage: Eukaryota; Viridiplantae; Streptophyta; Magnoliopsida; Malvales; Malvaceae. The transcript is spliced from 5 exons. The coding region runs from base 262 to 585 and encodes 107 amino acids.